AUGACACUUCUUGUUCUUCCUUGAAAACAAUAACUACAUCAAAUACUUCCAAUCGAUCUGUGUGGAUUUAUUUUUAAACAAUGAGGUACAUUUGCAGAACCUGUUCGCGAAUGGCCGAUCCUGCGGCAGCCAAGAACAUUUUUGAGCCAUCGAGUGCUUCCGUUUUGCAGCAAAUUGAGACACUGACAAAUUUGCAGCUAAAAAAGGACGACAAGUUGCCCAGGUUUAUGUGUCAGGAGUGCCAGCGUGAUCUGCAAAUCGCCAUCGACUUCCGCAGAGUUUGCAUCGAGGCCCAGGAGCUCCUCGAGCUGCAGCUGAAGCAGGUGGAAAAGGAGGAGGAGGCCCUUGAGAGUCUGGCGGAGCAAUGGCUGGAUGACUGCCCGGAGGAGUUCCCCGACUUACGGUCGGACCCGCAAGACAAGGAAGAAGAUAAGACCCUCAUCGGGCACGUAACACAGGAUGAAGAUGCACUAGAAACAAUGUCUAUUGCCUCAAUGGAGCUUCUGAAUACAACAGUCUGCAAGGAAAAAUUCCUGCCUGAGGAUAGUCCGCAUGUGCUUCCAGAAUUCUCUGCGGAUAGCCAGUUGUCCGAAGAGAACUUCGACCUUUUGCUCUCGCCAGAGGCUGAACUUCCAGAGAGUGAAGCCAUUGACGAUCCGGACUCCUCCAGUCACACGUGCAGCAAAUGUGGCCUUGAUUUUGACGAUCUGGACGAACUUAGGACACACAAAUACCAUCUGCACGACGUACCUCUGAAUUCCAAAUUCGUUUGUGACCAUUGCAGCGAGGGCUUCCGAUCAGCAGCCGCACUCACGAGGCACUGCAAUAUGCUUGAUUUUCCAGCGACGCACGCAUGCACCAAGUGCAGUUUGAAAUUUCACAACCAGAUACUGCUGGAGACCCACGAGGAGCGAUGCCAGAAGCCAUCAGAGGCCCUACAUGUGUGCCACAUUUGCGGCAAGCGGCUGACCACAGCCUUCAACCUGAAGAACCAUCUGGUGCGCCAUGCAGGCACUCGACCCCACAAAUGUCACCAGUGCGAUGCCUCCUUCUCCACCGCCGCAGAACUUAGUUCGCACCGGAAAACCCACACCUCGGAGCGUCCCUACGCCUGUCGCUACGACUGCGGGAAAACCUUCCGCUUUUGCAGCGCCCGCAGCAUGCAUGAAAGAAUUCACAUGGACGCCAGCAAACGUAUCUACCAAUGCGAAUACUGCCCCAAGUCCUAUGUCACCGCGAGCGACUGCAGGACCCACCAGAAAUAUCACAACUUGACCAGGGAUCACAGUUGCGACACUUGUCGGAUAAGCUUCAAGACUGUCAAGCACUACAAAUCCCAUCUAAAAUCAAAUGCACACAAGACCCUCGAGGCUCGUGCCACAGCCACCAAGCGUUGAAUCCCCCCAACCCAUCAUUAAUAGUAUCUAAAUUGAAAUCGAAUUGAAAUCAUUAUUGUCAGCCGCAUUUAAGUACAUAUGUAAUCUAUGAUAUUAAUAAAGCUUCCGUUCCGUA
Molecule: messenger RNA, 1512 nt
Organism: Drosophila elegans
Lineage: Eukaryota; Metazoa; Arthropoda; Insecta; Diptera; Drosophilidae
Product: zinc finger protein 354A
Exons: 5
Coding region: 81-1397 (438 amino acids)
Biological process (GO): regulation of transcription by RNA polymerase II
Cellular component (GO): nucleus
Molecular function (GO): RNA polymerase II cis-regulatory region sequence-specific DNA binding; DNA-binding transcription factor activity, RNA polymerase II-specific; zinc ion binding
Source: RefSeq, a predicted model, not a curated record